CAUCUCCAGUGCCUCAACACGCGCCGAGACUGAGGCCCGACUCAUCGCCAGUCGCCCGACGAGGUUUGCAGCACAGUGCCCGCGGCUGUUGCGCAACCUCGACUCCGCCGAGCUUGGGCUCACGGCGACCUCUGCUGCGCUCUCCCGCUCCGCCACCACUCUGACCGCCCGCUGCACAUUUGGGGGGCGCGGUUCGAGACUCACAAAACCGCAACCGCUCAAACAUUUGAGCUUUCCUCUGUUUCACAUCCCGCGUCGAGACCGCACAUCAUGAGCACGGCUUCGUUGCCGGCUGCGGCCGUGUCUGAGAGAGGCCCGGUGCUGCCACCGACGGCGACAACGUCGUCUUCUUCGGCUGCCACCCAGCCGGCGCCCAGUCAGAUGGCGAUUGCCCCAUCGCUCGCGCAGAACGGCGCCCAGGCGCAACCUCAUUCCCUGAGUCACGCCCAGCAACCCCCUCCUUCUUCGGUCCGGCCCACUGCGCAACCGCUGCCGCAAGGCAGCAUGCAUGGGCCAUCUCUCGGCCAGUUGAGCCAGCCCGGGUUGUCCUCAUCGUCGGCGUCGUCGUCGACGGCGCCGCAGCCGCCUCAUGACCCACAGAAGUCCACAUCCCCUGCACGCAUAGCCGCAGGUUUCACGUCUCCAAAGGCAAAUGAUGCGUCUCUCGAGGCUUCACCGGCGUACAGGGAACUCUCCGAUGUCAUGAAGAGAACGGCACCGCAGGUUGUCCGGCAGGUCGUUAGAGACUCCUGGGACAGGUGUUUACUGGGCUCUGAGUAUCACCUUGCAUUUCUUGCAAACGCAACCUUUCAUCAGGCGAGUCCUACCACGCUCACGCGGGCCCUCAAGGACUUUGGUAAGGACAUGGUCCGGGCGGGCAAGGACUCUGUCAUUGGACACUUGACGACGGAGGAUCUCGACGAGGUGUCGGAUGCAAUCCUCGCAAAGGCCAGUCACGGCUUCCUGGACAAGGCCCUGGCCAGACGCCUUGAGACCAUCCGUGCGCGGCCGCUAGUUAACGCCCUCGCGCGGGCUGAACGGCUGGGCUAUGACGUUCGGGACAUCGUCGAGGAGACCAACGGCGGGGAGCAUGUCCUUCCAUCGAUGCAUCCGGCGCCUCAACCGCCAGCGCCCCCUAUGAAUGUUCCCUCACAGCAGCUGCCCUCCCGGCCUGGUCCGGUCGCCACCACGGCAUAUCGACCGCCUGCAUCCAGAGAGCCGAGUGCCGCCAGCAUCGGGUCGACGCGCAAAUCGGACUCUCCACUACCAGCUGGGCCCGCUGGGUAUUUGGGGAUCGUUCACUGCUCACGAUGCCAGCGCCCUUGCAGUGGGGAGAAGGCGUUUCAACAUCAUUCGAACAAGAGAGCGUGCAUGAACACCUGGAGGGUAGACGAGAUAGGAAAGGAGAUUUGCCCUCACUGUGGGUGCCUCUUUGGUAGCAGCGGAGGACUCAACUAUCACAUGAAGAUGAAGGUUUGCGGAGAAUACACCGAUGCUGUCAGGGACGCGGUGCUGGCUGAGAUGAAGUCAAAGAAGUUUCCGUCUCCUGUUGGACAUGGGGGCAGCCGCCCCGCGGCGACUCCGGUGCCAGCACCGGCCCCCCAGACCUCAAAGGCACCUCAUUCCACGCCGGCGCCGCCGUCGGGAUCGCAGUAUCAAAACUCAGCACCCACGCCCGGACAGCUGGCCGCGUUGGCCGCAGAAGGGCGCAGCCCGGUUACUUGGGUUUCUCCGAACCGAAGUGCCGCGAGCACGCCCACCGCAGACGAUCCAUAUGCGAAACUCACCCCGCAGCAACGGCGAGACUUUGAACACGACAUGAGGCAGGCCGAGGAAAAGUACGGCGGCUUGAUGAAGGAAGCCAUGAAGUUGCCGGAGGCGGAACGUGAGAAGGAGCUCGCAAAGCUCAAGAACAGCUACAAUACCAAGCAGAGCACGACGCGCAAGAAGUACGGCAUACGCCUGCGUCAAAGACGUUCCAAUGCCGAGGUGGAGGCAGAGCGAACACGGUUGCUUGGUCCCGCAAAGGACGUUGCUUGGCCGACUGCCACCCCCGUCAAGCGACCGUAUCCCGAUGACGAGACACCACUGUCGACUCAGCAAGGCCACGAGCCCCAGAGUGACGGGAGCACGCCUCGUCGCAAGAGAGUGCCCGUGACUGAGAUGGGAGGCGGUCUCGCUGGCGCGGCAGCCACAGCAGAACACACGGACCCGACGGCGUACCUCACGGCGUCUCAACCGCGAUUCCCGGCCGCGUCUCAGACACAGAGGCCGCAACACCAUGAAGCCGGGGCGAAAGGCACGUCUGAUGAUCCCAUGGAGAUUGACGAUGACGAUAGCAGUGGGAGCAGCACGGACUCGGACUCGGACGACGACGAGGACAUCCCUGCUCGUCCUGCAGGCCGCUGAUAAUACGUUACGACAACUACCGUCAUUGCUACAGCGGCAUCAGGCGGAGCUUAAACAUAUCAUUAUCAUAUGUCGGGCGUCUUCUUCACGUCCUUUAUGUCAAUCCGGUGUUUUUACGCGUUUCGGAACCAAACGCUUUGCGCUUUCUACGUCUUUUUAUUACACAGCUGCUCAUGGUGUUUGGCGCUGGGCCAUGACAGUUCAAAAGGCACGGCCACGGGACGACAUUUAUGGAACGGGCGUAAUUUACCUAAGGUCUGAGGGUGUCAUGCGUCUUCAUACCAGGAUGCUAAGCCGGGAGACUGCUCGCGCACGGACGACGAGGCCAAAGCGAGCGGAACAUUGCUAUCCGGGACAGGGCUGGGCGCCGGAAAAGAGAAUCUUCAACGGAGAUACCCAUGGCCGUGGGGGCAAGAUGGACAGACAAAGGCGUGUUAUGGCUGCGGACGUAUUGCUGGAAGCAGUCUGGGCGGAUGCAAGGCAGGUCAAGCAUGAGACCAGGCUAGGGUGCCACGCGCACCGACAAGGUGGAUAGAUGCUGCAUACGAUCGAUGGGGGUAAAUACGGAGGCAGUGGGAGGAGAAGCAUCGUCUACGGUGCGGCGGCAGUAGUCAUAUAAGAGCCAUGUCACCAG
Purpureocillium takamizusanense is the source of this 3043-nucleotide messenger RNA. RefSeq lists its product as uncharacterized. The transcript is spliced from 3 exons. Bases 271 to 2409 code for a protein of 712 amino acids. The record is from RefSeq and is a predicted model, not a curated record. Lineage: Eukaryota; Fungi; Ascomycota; Sordariomycetes; Hypocreales; Ophiocordycipitaceae.